This is a messenger RNA of Brenthis ino (lesser marbled fritillary), 1539 nucleotides long. The record is from the annotation of a GenBank genome assembly. NCBI's taxonomy places the organism in Eukaryota, Metazoa, Arthropoda, Insecta, Lepidoptera, Nymphalidae.
AUGGACAUUUAUAAGUUUCGUGAAUGCAGUUUAGUGAUAAAAAUAUUAUUUUGCUUAAUAUUUCUACAAUUUUCUCGAUGUGAUGAACUAUGCGAUCGCCGACCACUCAAGACUAAAACCGAUCCUUUACCUCCGGACAAUCGAUUUCAAAUCGAUAUCAUCGGAAUCAGCGAUGAUCUGUACAUCCCUAACAAUAAAUACGUAGUGCGCCUGUUUUCAACUGAUUCAAUCUCCACCUUCAUCGCUUUUACAAUCUCAGCUCGCGGAGAAUCUCUUUUCAAAGACAUAAAUCCUAGAAAAGAGACCAUACUCAAUGCUGGCAGGAUCGAAGUUCCCGAACAUUCUAGAGACGCCAUGAAUGCUCCGAUAUGUACCAACUCUGUGAUUCAAACAGAUAUAACACCAAAAAUAUCCGUUGAGGUAAUUUGGAAAGCACCACCCAAAAAUAACAAAUGCGUCACAAUAUUCGCGGUGUUAGCAGUGAGGCCAGAUGUGUGGUACAACUUUGAUGGGCCACUGUCGAAGCGAGUGUGCGAGGACCGACGCAACAUGGAAGAUAUGCAGCCGACAGAGAACAAUAAUUGCAUCACGUGUGAGGAUGCGAGGUACCUGCUUACUUUUGAUGGAAUCUGGUCUUUCAACACCCAUCCGUACAUGUUCCCUUCUUCACGCGAAUUGGCUCGCUUUAGCGAUGUGGUGGGCGCCUCCCACAACAAUAAUUUCAAGUUAUAUAGAUUUAAUUCAGACGCCAGUGAAGGUCUCAAAAUGUUGGCUGAACAAGGAAAUACGACAAAAUUGGAGUUGGAAAUUUUGAAACAGCUCGGUAUUUCAGUGAGAACACUACUGAAAGCAUCCGGCCAACCAAAACCGAAUAUGAAGACGACCGCUAUGUUUCGAGUUACAAGAGAACAUCACCUCGUGUCGUUAGUGGCGGCAAUACUUCCGUCUCCAGACUGGUUUGUAGGCGUAUCCAAUAUGGAGCUUUGCGACGUCGCUUCAGGCACGUGGGCGCCUAAUUUAACCCUCAAUAUUUAUGCGUCAGAUGCUGGCACGGAUAGUGGGUUGACUUUUGAGGCAACAAAUGAAGAAACAAUGCCGCCUCAGCCGAUAGAAUCAGCAGAGAUAAACAAAACGAUAUCAAAGGAAAAUAUAAAGCCUUUUGCCAAAUUACGUUUCGAACUCCUUCGCACGUACACGACGGCCGCCUGCUCGACUGAAGCUACUGAAACUACGACUGAAGAAAAUAAAGAAGAAAUUAAUAGAGACGACAAUGACGUGAUCACAACAACCACUCCUUCCCACCAAUAUAGACCUCGACCUACAUCAGCGGUAAGCGAUGAAGAAUGUUCCCUCUCGGACUGGGAGGAGUGGCUGCCGUGCGAGAACGAGUGCGUCGACGGCGUCAUCGAGAACGGCACUCAGAUACGCUUCCGGUACCACAUGAACAACGGCGUCAUUACGAAAGAUAGAGAAGAAAUCUCCGAUUAUUGCUGGGAAAAUUAUUCCACAUUUGAAAUGAGGCCUUGUACAGCUGAGUGU